Colletotrichum karsti is the source of this 1008-nucleotide messenger RNA. RefSeq lists its product as uncharacterized. Bases 1 to 1008 code for a protein of 335 amino acids. The transcript is spliced from 4 exons. NCBI's taxonomy places the organism in Eukaryota, Fungi, Ascomycota, Sordariomycetes, Glomerellales, Glomerellaceae. The record is from RefSeq and is a predicted model, not a curated record.
AUGCCAUGUUCCAACGCCGACAGGAACCUUUGGCUGGCCUACGCAAAUGCCGUCAAAGAGGCUUCAGGUUUCGAGCCGGACCAUAAUGUCGCCAUGUAUCUCGCCAGAAAUGCUCGGAAAGGGCCUUUUAUAUCAUCCAAGAUUCCGACGGAAUACAUUAAUGCACGAAUUUAUGAGGCUUGCGAUAACAGGCUGUCGCCGGACAACCUUUUCUACGAUCCUACGUCUCGCGACUCAUACACAAGACAUUUAAUGACUUAUCUGGCAUCAGUGGAUGUUGGUGCGAGGGGUGAAGUAGCUCACGAAAUCAAGCAGCGCUUCCAAGAUUUCGAGGCGGCUCUGGGGGCCCUGGAUCGAUCAAGGGAAAAGGCCUUCAAAACGUUCAGGAAGCACUCAGAAACUCGCAUGACUGGCGACUUGACGUUCUCACAGUGGCAUCAAACCAACGCACCGGCCUUUUGCAACGCGAUUUCCAACGUAGAGGCUGCAUCAGCAGCCCUCUUGUCUGCCGGCAGUGUCUUGAUCGGACCUGCGGCUCAAAGGUGGAAUCAAGAUUUGAGAAAGAUCAUAGACGCUCUCACAUCCGAUCAGUCAGUGCCAGGGAUCUCCAUGAUGGCUGAACACCCCUCCGCAAGCAAAGACCAGGAAUUGUUGAAUGCAGUAUUAUCUCGCAAAAAGGCUCCUGCAGCCAAAAAUGCGCUCUCAGUCCCAGCCUAUUACUCUCCGGAAUACGAAGAUGUCGUGAAAGACUGGAUCAAAGCAGGGCCAAACGAAGAACUUUGCGACGAGUUCUACGUCCGUUAUGCUGAGGGAGAAAUAGCCGACGAAGGUGGUUUUGGGCAGGAGGCCAGGGAAGGAGAGUUGGACUAUGACUACCCCCCGUGGAUAUCUUUCCACAUGAAUGGAAGAGAUGAGGUCAUCAAAACAGAAGUACGAGACGGUGACAUCGAUAUCACACUGAGAUUCGAAAAGAUCAAGAUUCUCGCCGUAUCCUCAGGGGCAUGGUAA